GGGCUUGGGUGCUUCUGUCAGCCUUUCCUAGCACUGUGCUGGGGAAAGCAAACAUGAGGGUAGCUGGUGGCCCUGCCAGGUGUUCCUAGAAGAGGGCCCUGGGGGAGGGGCAGGAGCCAGACAUCAGCUGACCUAGGGGUCAGAGGAGGGCUGAGACUGGGCCUUGGACAAACCCCUGGGCUGGGAAGCACAAAGAAAGGGUGGGCCCACUCAGCCUCUUAAGAAACCCCAGCUCAGACAGCCAUGCUAGAAACACAGGCUGGGCCUUAGGGAACAGGUCAGCUCCUCCUUAACCCUGACAACAACCAUCUGCUCAGUUUGGGGGUGAGUGAGUGGGGGUAUUCCCAAGUACACAGGAGCUCCCCUAGGGUACCUUCACCUUGGCUGAACCUACCAGGACACAGAGCCCCCUUGAAUACCAAAUCGCGGAAGGCUACGCCACCAAGCCUCUAACUCCUACACCUGCAGAGGCAGCCUUCAGAGCCCCACCUCUCCCCUGAGGGAGACUUUGGGGGCAAAGUGCCCUCCGCUGCACCCAGGAGACUUGCUGUUGAGACUAGCUGCCCAGCACGAGAGGGUUAAAGGAGACAGAGUGUGGGGCAGGGCCAGCUUAAGGCUGCCAGCUACCGGCAGUGGGGAAAUCCAGAGGGCAGAAGCCUGUACUGCAGACGGCCCUUGCUCACUGCCUGCCUGCAGCCAGCUCUGUACAAGGCACAAUGGCCCUGGCCCUGAGGACAGGCGGCCCAGCCCUGGUGGUGCUUCUGGCUUUCUGGGUGGCACUGGGCCCCUGUGACUUGCAGGGGACAGAUACUGGAGCAUCAUCGGUAGAUGCCGAGGGCCCCCAGUGCCCUGCCGUCUGCACCUGCAGCUAUGAUGACUACACAGAAGAGCUCAGCGUCUUCUGCGGUGUGAGGAACCUCACACAGCUGCCUGACGGGAUUCCAGUCAGCACCAGGGCCCUGUGGCUUGACGGUAACAACCUCUCUUCCAUCCCCUCUGCGGCCUUCCAAAACCUGUCUAGCCUGGACUUCCUCAACCUGCAGGGCAGCUGGCUGAGGAGCCUGGAGCCACAGGCACUGCUGGGCCUGCAGAACCUCUACCAUUUGCAUCUGGGGCGGAACCUGCUCCGGAGCCUAGCCGCUGGCUCGUUCACGCACACACCGAGCCUAGCUUCACUGAGCCUGAGCAACAACCUCCUGGGCCGGCUGGAAGAGGGGCUGUUCCAAGGCCUCAGUCACCUCUGGGACCUCAACCUGGGUUGGAACAGCCUAGUAGUAUUACCUGACACUGUGUUCCAGGGCCUGGGCAACCUCCGUGAGCUGGUGCUGGCUGGCAACAAACUGACUUACCUGCAGCCGGCACUCUUCUAUGGCUUGGGUGAGCUGCGGGAGCUGGACCUCAGCGGGAAUGCGCUGCGCAGCAUCAGGGCUAACGUCUUCAUACACUUGCCCAGGCUGCAGAAGCUGUACCUGAGCCGCAACCUCAUCACCGCCGUGGCCCCCCGUGCCUUCCUGGGUAUGAAGGCGCUGCGCUGGCUGGACCUGUCACACAACCGAGUGGCCAGCCUCCUGGAGGACACCUUCCCAGGCCUGCUGGGUCUGCAUGUUCUGCGCCUGGCACACAAUGCCAUCACUAGCCUGCGGCCGCGGACUUUCAAAGACCUACACUUCUUGGAGGAACUGCAGCUUGGGCACAACCGGGUCCGGCAGCUGGGCGAGAAAGCAUUCGAGGGCCUGGGGCAGCUGGAGGUGCUGACAUUUAAUGAGAAUCAGAUCCAGGAAGUCAAGGUGGGCGCCUUCUCUGGCCUCUUCAACGUGGCCGUCAUGAACCUUUCCGGCAACUGUCUGAGGAGCCUCCCCGAGGGGGUGUUUCAGGGUCUGGGGAAGCUCCACAGCCUGCACCUGGAGCACAGCUGCCUGGGCCGCGUGCGCCUGCACACCUUUGCUGGCCUCUCAGGGCUUCGCAGGCUCUUCCUCAGGGGCAACAGCAUCUCCAGCAUCGAAGAACAGAGCCUGGCAGGGCUCUCUCAGCUCCUGGAGCUUGAUCUCACCGCCAACCAGCUCACGCAUCUGCCCCGCCAGCUUUUCCAGGGCCUUGGCCAGCUGGAGUACCUGCUCCUUUCACACAACCAGCUGUCGGUGUUGUCUGAGGAUGUCCUGGGCCCCCUGCAGCGGACUUUCUGGCUGGACGUCUCGCACAACCGCCUGGAGGCACUGGCUGAGGGCCUUUUCUCACCACUGGGGCGGCUGCGCUACCUCAGCCUUAGGAAUAACUCUUUGCAGACCUUUCUGCCACAGCCUGGCCUGGAGCGCCUGUGGCUUGAUGCCAACCCCUGGGACUGCCGCUGUCCCCUCAAGGCGCUGCGUGACUUUGCCCUGCAGAGUCCCCGCGUUGUCCCCCGCUUUGUUGAGACUGCCUGCGAGGGCGAUGACUGCCAGCCCACACACACCUACAGCAACAUUACGUGCGCUGGCCCGGCCAAUGUCUCGGGCCUCGACCUACGGGACAUUAGUGAAACACAUUUUAUGCACUGCUGACCUUGGCUACUUACUGCCUGGUCUGGGCUGACGCCGCCUUGUAGUCAGGACAGUGUCAUUGUUACCAGAACAAGCUGGCUCUCGGAGCCAGCGGGGUUGGAGAAUUCCUGCCCAUCUCUAGGGUCCUGGCUGCUCACUUCCUGGAAGCAGGGCAGUACCAGCAGCCAUGUGGCCUAAAAAGGGUGGGCACACACCAAGCACCCAAGGGCCCAACCAGGAGGGGCAGUGCCCAAUAGCACUCCCUGCUGGCGACAAUUAAAAACAAGCACUGAGCAUAGCUGUGACCUUGAGUGUGAACUUGGGAAAGCUGACCUGGUCUCCCUGUCUUUGCCAUUGGCCCAUCUUUCCUGUCUUACCACUGCCCAGUCUACUCCUUGCUGGUGUCGGAAACACGUGACGUGCUUCAUUU
Molecule: messenger RNA, 2946 nt
Organism: Acomys russatus (golden spiny mouse)
Lineage: Eukaryota; Metazoa; Chordata; Mammalia; Rodentia; Muridae
Gene: Igfals
Product: insulin like growth factor binding protein acid labile subunit
Exons: 2
Coding region: 717-2537 (606 amino acids)
Cellular component (GO): extracellular matrix
Molecular function (GO): protein binding
Source: RefSeq, a predicted model, not a curated record